AUGGCAACAUAUACCAACUUGGAUGGAUCCUCCCUUGUUCGAACUUUUAGUAAUAGCUAUUCUUUAGCGACAGCGCAGAUGUUGCUCAAAAAUUAUCAUUAUUAUCGAGCUCUCUGGUGGGAGAAAGGAGAUUUUAAUCAAAAAGCUAUGUGGGAAGAAGUAACUAUCAUAGGUCUUGGCGCAAUUCGAACUCGCGCCGACAAUUCUGAGAAAGAAGCGGAUGCAUGUUUUCGCCCUAAAAAACCACGAGUGGCACCACCAAAUGGGAGUGAUGAAAAGGAUGAGCCCUGGCCGAAUCUCGUCAUCGAAGUGGCGUAUUCUGAGAGUGAACCACGUGUUCUUGAAAAAGUGAAAGAUUUCUGGCUACGGAAUCUUAGUCGUGCCCACGACGCGAUCGUGGUUAAGAUUGAUAAACCUCCUGAAGACGAAACUCCUUCACGGAUGCAAUUUAACCUACCAGGCAUGGCACUUUUGUGCCAGGGACAGACCCAGAAGAACAACAGAUAUCCAUCCUCGGACUUGCGUAAUGUCAUAAACAAAGGAUAA
Acaulospora morrowiae is the source of this 546-nucleotide messenger RNA. The record is from the annotation of a GenBank genome assembly. NCBI's taxonomy places the organism in Eukaryota, Fungi, Glomeromycota, Glomeromycetes, Diversisporales, Acaulosporaceae.